AUCGCGUGUCGUGGAGAAAACUCCCAGCUUCUUCUUUUCAAAUGGGCCCCGUCGCCUAGCGUCUCAUCCCCCUUGAGCCGGGCUCCUGAGGACCAACAAGUCGGAAUACAGGGUUUUCAUCAUCUUACAACAGUACAAACAAGGUUUUCAACAUGGCUGCCAUUCCAUCCAGUGGUUCACUUGUCGCAACCCAUGACUAUUACCGCAGACGCUUGGGAUCCACUUCCAGCAGCAGCUCAUGUGGGAGUGUGGACUACUCUGGAGAAGUCAUCCCUCACCACCCAGGUCUCCCGAAAGCUGAUCCUGGUCACUGGUGGGCCAGCUUCUUUUUUGGAAAAUCCACCCAUCCUGUCAUGACAACGGUUUCAGAAUCCCCAGAGAACUCAGGAAGUUUCCGUAUCACCAAUGGACUGGUUCCAUGUGGCCUGACUCAAGAGUCUGUGCAGAAGCAAAAAGUCAGUGACUCCAAGUCUAACUCCAGCCCCUCUGCCUGAAGCACCAAUCAUUCCUUCCUCACAUGGACGACGCUAGGUGGCGGAGCCCACCCCUGCCCCCACCCCCAAAGGCUGCCCAACAUGUAGCUGUAGUUUUACAUAUUUUUUUUUUUCCUUUUCAUAUAAAAAUAAAAUUACAAAAAAAGCUGUUUUUACCAUAUUUCGUAACAAUGGAACAUUUCUGGACUUAGUUUGCUCUCUUGCCUUAUGAAAACUUGUUUUUAUUUUGUAUUUGUCUAAUAAACUUGAGCAGCCUGAAAA
Molecule: messenger RNA, 755 nt
Organism: Xenopus laevis (African clawed frog)
Lineage: Eukaryota; Metazoa; Chordata; Amphibia; Anura; Pipidae
Gene: ppdpf.S
Product: pancreatic progenitor cell differentiation and proliferation factor S homeolog
Biological process (GO): cell differentiation
Source: RefSeq, marked provisional